Molecule: messenger RNA, 830 nt
Organism: Macroventuria anomochaeta
Lineage: Eukaryota; Fungi; Ascomycota; Dothideomycetes; Pleosporales; Didymellaceae
Exons: 2
Coding region: 80-523 (147 amino acids)
Molecular function (GO): single-stranded DNA binding
Source: RefSeq, a predicted model, not a curated record
CCCCCACCGCCAACCGCCCGCCAUCUGUCUCACAUCCAUCUUCCACGCCAUCAACCCUCCUCCCACAAACACCGCCGAAAUGUUUGCUUCGUCCUUGCGUACCGCCGCGCCACGCGCAUUCACACGUUCCUUCAGCUCGUCGCCGGCCAGCCAACUCGCGCGCAUGACGGUCGUCGGGCGUCUGGGCGUCGCGCCCGAGGAAGUCACCAUCUCGGGCGACCGCACACUGGUCAGAUAUGUUAUUGGCAGCUCGUUCGGCAAGGGCGAGGAGAAGAAGACGAGCUGGUUCAGGGUCGCGAGCUUUGUGCAGGGCGCGCAGAAGGACUUUCUGAUGGGUGUGCCUAAGGGAUCCCUGCUCUACGUCGACGCCGAUGCGCGCAUGGAGGUCUUCACCGAUGCUGAGGGCAACAAGCGCUCCAAUCUGAGCUUGGUCGCGAGGAACUUUGAUGUCCUGUCCCGCGCCCGCACCGACGAUGUGGCUGAGACCAACGACGAGGGUCUUGUGCAGGAGGCUUCUAGGUAGGCAAACAUCUCGGUGAUGAGAUGUUUUGUGUACGAUUUGCCGCUAUACCUUGUAAUGAAGACGAUUUGCCGCACAAUCGGAGGAACGGUGCUGUCGGCUUCACGUUUGGAACUUGUACGAGAUAUCAGAGUGUAUACCAUUGCAACGGCUUUCCUGUGUACGAUCUCUGCUCCUGUACAAGUAUGAGUGGAGGCGUUUUGCGCGCUGUCUGGACGGUACUCUGUGCAAUACUGCGACUAUGGUGGUCAACACAUGUACGCCACGGCAUAUGAACUGAGCUCCAACCUUCAACCAUCUUUCGAAGCUU